Messenger RNA from Nicrophorus vespilloides, 4298 nucleotides. RefSeq lists its product as uncharacterized. The record is from RefSeq and is a predicted model, not a curated record. Gene Ontology annotation, cellular component: cytoplasm. Gene Ontology annotation, molecular function: ubiquitin protein ligase binding. Gene Ontology annotation, biological process: proteasome-mediated ubiquitin-dependent protein catabolic process; regulation of proteolysis. Bases 219 to 2783 code for a protein of 854 amino acids. The transcript has 13 exons. NCBI's taxonomy places the organism in Eukaryota, Metazoa, Arthropoda, Insecta, Coleoptera, Silphidae.
CGAAUUUAUUCUAUUAUUUGGAACAAGUAUACUUAACCUAAGGUACUAGUUACUACAUUUGUACUAUAGUAGAUGUCGCAUUAAUCGAUUUGUAUAGUUCUCAACAGUGCCGUUUGUGCGCCAGUCAUCGUUAUUCUUUUUUAUUCAUUUAUUAUUGUUCGGAUGAAAUGUUUGCUGUGUGUGCCGGUGUUUUGUAGAAGUUUGGGAGAAGUUGAUCCAUGCAGAAUUACGCGAUGGCUGUUCGGGCCUUUCUAGGGAACUGGGAGAUAUCCUCGUUUACUUUGAAUAAUGAAGUGCAGUCAAAUGACUCCGGUCUGGAAGGAGUCAAAUUUCAUUUAGAUGAUACCGGUGAUGUUACUUGGUACAUCAAAGAAGAGUUGAAGAGUAUUCCACUCUUUAGUUGUGAGACAUAUGAACUGUACAACACGUCAAGUGGAACUUCACUAGUUGUAAUAUUAAGGUUCGGAGCCUAUGCGGGUCAUGUAUUGGAGUUUAAAUGCGACCAAAGUACUGCUGAGCAACUGUGGAUUGCUUUGAGGAAAGGAAAACCAAUCAACAAAAUGACUUUAAUAUGUGAAGGGUGGUGUGUGCUUGAUUGCAAAAGGAUUGCAGAUAUUUGUACUGAUGAUGGUACCAAUAGACCAUUUUCACUCCUUCAAGCCUUAGAAGAAGGUUACUUUUCUGAUUUAACUUUAACAGCUGCAAAUUUGAAGCAGUUUAAGGUGCACAGAUGUAUAUUACGUCUGUUGGGAGGAGGUAUUAACUGGGAUACAGUUGCACCUCCUUUUAAUGGAUUGAGCGAGAUCGUAAUAUCAACAAUAUUACACUUUCUGUACUCGGAGAGUUUACCAAAUGUAUUGGACGAGAUAACUGCACAUGAAGUUAUUCAACUGACUUCUCCAUAUGUGUGUUUAAAAAAAUUAGUGGACACCUGUAGGAUGUAUCUUAAGAAUACUGCAUUGAAACAACAAAUCAUCAACUUGGUUAACGAUAUGCAUACGGCUAUCCAACAGGUAAUUGGACAUUUUAGUACACAGUCCCGAAAUUUUAAUCCUGCUAGCUUGUGCUAUGCAAUCAAACAGUCCAUUCGAGAGGGUUGCGUUGCCGCAUCAAAACUACUGCUACUUUGCGAUUUAUUCACAAAAAGGAAGAAUGAGUUGACAAGAAGCGAGAGACACGAAAUUAUAAUUUACGCAAAAUCGCGUUUACCUAUUUUCGUGUCGCAACUUUUAAAAUUCCUCCAAGUGUUUAAGUGCACUUUCAGCGCCAUGACAUCUCUACAGAGGCUGGAGGUCUGUAGUUAUCUAGUGCCCGAGAUUGAAGUUAUCUUAGAAACGAUAUCGAUGAUAAUAAUAGAAAUCAAAAAAUCACUACAGAAAAUUAUUGAAGAUACGCCGCCACAUGAAUUGCUUAGACCUAAAAUGUGCGUAGGAGCUAUACUUGGCAAAACAUUGAGUAAUGUUCUUCAUGUUAGAGAAAUUACCAAGCUCAGGAAUAUACAUGAACAGAUAUCUUGCACUUUAGAGCUUUUGCUUGGAAAGAAGCAAUGCUUCCGCAGCAUGACUCAGCAACAAAAGAUCCGCUCUGUAUCCCGAAAUCUGCAUCAAAUUCUAGAAGAACUACCUAUAUUCUUAAUACGAAUCGAAGAAAUCUCUAAGGCUUUGGACGAUCGUGUCGAAUGGAAAGAAUUCAAGUUCUGCUUUAAAGUAGGGACCAGCAAAGUAUCUGGUAUUUUGCAAAAAUUGGUUGCCCACCGAGAGACACUUCAACCUGUGUUAUUGCGAGUCUGUGAAAUGGUUCAAAGGGAGGCUUUCACCCAAUCACUACAAAUUUUGAACCUGUUGUGUACAGCAAGUACUUCACACAUGAGCAACCCUCAGCCAUCUUCCAGCUUUAACUUGGCUUACGUUCUCAAUCAUCCAGUGCCUAAGUUAAAUCUUGUCGAGUCAUUGUGUAUUCCGCCUAUUUCAUCGGCGAGUAAAUUGUCGAAGUUGUGCCUGGAAUUGCUAACUAGCGAAUUUGGAUGCGAUAUGGAGUUCGAAGUUGUUUAUAAUAGUUCGCAAUCAGACCAAACCCUUAGAGAACAUGCACAGGGUGUUUCAACGUCUGCUGACGACGAAAGAACAAUUAUCAGAGCACAUCGAGUAAUCGUUGCAACCAGGUGUGACUGGUUCAGAAGAGCACUUCUGUCAGGAAUGAGAGAAGCUAUAGACAAAAAAAUUAUCAUUCACGAUACUAACCCAUUUCUGUUUCGGGUAUUUCUCGAAUAUUUAUACUGUGGGAAGAUUAUUAAUCCAGCAUUAAAUACUGACCAUCUUAUGGAACUUCUGCUUUUAAGCGACAGGUAUGAAUUAGAUUCACUAAAGCAUAUCUGUGAAAAUACCCUCAAGCAAUCUUUGGAUAUGGAAAACGCUAUCUACUAUGUUAGCAUGGCCGACCAGUUCAACGCACCAGUUUUAAAGAAUGCUUCGCUAGUGUAUAUAUCGCAAAAUCGCGAUUUAGCCGAGUCCGAAGUGUUUCACGAGUUAACCACUCCUCUCCGAACUGAGAUCUAUAACUUCAUGUACAGAAAUACAGAUCGAACGGCACAGUCCUGCAGCAGUUCCAUGGAAGACCUUCCUGCUCCUGAUCCUGUGCGUCUUGAACAAUGCAUACAACAAAUGCGUGACAUUUUGGACAUCUCAGUGUCCAGGGAAAGAUUAAUUCAGGUGAUCUUGGCCGCCGACUAUGAUCUUUGUAGGGCGAUGAACUACUACUACGCGAGGGCAGAAGAGGAUGAGUAGCAAAAUGUUAUGUGAGUCCAACUUGGUAGAUUGUUUCAUUCCUCGUUGCCUGAUUAUUCAGAAACUGAAAUAACUUGCUUCGUAAAUUUAAACAUCAAUACUUUUCCACAAUUUUAUUUCACGAAGGUUCUUCUAACACGCCGAGGACCUAUAGUUUCGUUUUUUUUUAAUACUAUAUAGUAUUUUUUUAUAUUAACUCUGCCUAUUUAUUUUUAUUUUGGAUGCGUGAAGUUCCUGCGCCUUGUCACAUAUCAAACAAUAAGUUUACACAAUUUUAAUAAUUUAUUGAUAUAUGUGUUGCAAUAUUUUAAAAUGCCAUUCCUAUAUAAUAUAUUAUUCCAAGAAUUAUUUUACGCAGUGAUAGACGUCAUCCAACGAAAUAGGCUGCGAUAUUUGUAUUAUUUUUUUUUUCUUUAAUUUUGCAAAGAAAUUUUUAUUUUAUUUUAUUUAUUAAUCGCUGGUCCUUUAAUAAGCGAAACCUAAAUUUAAUAUAAAAGACUGCUAAAUCAAUAAUUUUGAUUAUUAUGAUCUUGUUCGUCUAAUUAGAAAAUUUGAAUAGUAUGGCCUAAUAGCUAUUAAGGCAUUAAUUGGACGAAUCAAUUUUAACAUACUUGUACCUACUAUUUAGAAUAUUCUGAACAACAGAAAUUGAAAUUAUAUAUUUUAAUUUUUCAAAGCUUUAAAAUUAUCGUGAUAACAAUACAAUUGUAAGGAUUUAACAUAUACAUUUACUGAUUAUUAUAUUUAAUAUUAUAACUCCCAUUUGUUGUUUAAUAUAAAGAAAAAAAUCAUGUAACACCAUUGGGAAAUCUAGAAUACAAUCAAUAUUGUCUCAACGAAAACAAACGAAUAUUGUAUUUUGAGCAAUACAUAUUGUAACAAUCAAAGAAACAUAUUCUAUUCCCGAUGUAUGUACGUUUUAUUAUAUUAUAGUAUUUUGUAUAUUAUUAUUAAAUAUAUGAAUUCUAGUCAAAUUUAUAUUAGCGUGUAAUAAGUAGUCAAGAAAGCAAACAUAAUUGUAAAAAAAAGUACUAAUAUUAUUAUGUAAUUUAUACUGACAGAACCGAAUUGCAUACAGGGUUUGCUAAAUAUACUAAGAUUUUUCGGUUGUGUAAACGAAAAUAUUUUUUUAGACGAUUUUUAUUUUCUAGACCAGAUCUCUAUUUUUGAUAUUAGCCCAAAUUUUAUUUACUUUAGAGUUUAAAUUGCCUUUUUUUAAAAUAAGUGAGCCAAAUUGUUCUAUUGUACUUUCAAUUAAGGCAUCAAAUCCUGUGUGCAUGAAAACUUUAAAAAAAUAAUUAAAUGAGUUAUAUCUCGUUUAAAAAAAAGGAGUAUACAUAUAUUCACAUUUAGAUGUGGGCAUAAAAAACUUACAUAAGAGAUUAUUGUAUAUGUAUACAUGAUUACUGUUAGCACACUGUUUUAUUUGUAUUAUUUGAAGUUUUAUCUAGACUGUUGAGUGUUUUGUUAAAAGUUGAAAAGCAUAUUCCAUUUUAUUUAGUAUUACUAUCUUAC